AUGGCGGACAUAUCUCCUGCAACACCAGUUAACGCGGAAAGCACCUUGCGCAAACGACAUGGAUCGCGCCAAGUCGAAAUCAUUGGACCCGAUGGCCAGCACCGCAAGGUGGAUGCGGCCGACCUCAAUGAGGCCGACGCCGAGUUGGCGACCAGGUUUGGUUACAACCCGGUGUUUAAGAGAGAAUUCGGAUACCUAUCGACCUUCUCGUUCGCGGUUUCAAUCAGUGGUCUGUUCUCGACGAUCAUGACCACUAUGAUAUACCCUCUAGAAGCCGGCGGCGCUAGCUCGGUCGUCUGGUCUUGGUUUAUUUCUGGUGCUGGCUGCAUGUGCAUUGCUUGCUCUGUCGCCGAACUGGUUUCCGCGUACCCGACUUCGGGAGGAUUGUACUUUACGAUCUCUCGGUUAGCGCCUCCUAAAUGGGUCCCGUCCAUUAGUUGGUUUACUGGCUGGCUCAACCUUCUGGGUCAGGUUGCUGGUGUCGCUUCCUCCGAGUAUGGUGCCGCGCAGAUGCUUCUAGCCGCAGUCUCGAUGAGCAGGGACUUCGAUUACACCAUUAGUACCAACGCUACCAUUGGCGUCAUGGCUGCUCUCACCGUGGUCACGGGUCUAGUCAACUCCCUGUCAACCUACUGGAUGGAGAAGAUGACCAAGUUCUAUGUCAUCUUCCAUGUCUGCGUUCUUGUCGCUUGCGCUAUUGCUCUCCUGGUUUUGACUGACAACAAACACGAUGCUUCAUACGUUUUCACUCACGUGGAAUCGAAGAGUGGCUGGGAACCCAUUGGUUUCAGCUGGCUGUUUGGUUUCUUGUCCGUCAGCUGGACCAUGACCGACUAUGAUGCGACAGCGCACAUUACGGAGGAGAUCAACGAACCCGAGAAGAAAGCCCCCUGGGCCAUCUCGCUGGCUAUGCUGUUCACCUAUCUUGGCGGAUUCUUGUUCAAUAUCGUCCUGUGCUUCUGCAUGGGCAACCCCGACCAGAUCCUGAAGUCCAAGAUGGAGCAGCCUGUGGCGCAGAUCUUCUACAACAGCCUUGGCAAGGGCGGCGGUAUGUUCUUUACCAUCGCCGCUCUGAUCAUUAUCAAGUUCGUCACCUUCACCGCCAUGCAGGCUCUGGGCCGGACUGUCUUCGCCUUCUCGCGUGACCGCCUGAUGCCUUUCUCGAAUAUCUGGACCAAGGUGAACAAGUGGACCGGCACUCCCCUGUACGCCGUCUGGAUUUCUACUUUCUUCUGCAUUGCCAUCAAUCUGAUUGGCCUGGGAUCUUAUGCUGCCAUCUCUGGUGUCUUUACGGUCUGCUCCAUUGCCCUGGACUGGAGUUACUGUAUCCCCGUUCUGUGCAAGCUAUUGUUCAGCAAAUUCGAGCCCGGCCCGUGGCACAUGGGUACCCUUAGUGUGUUCGUCAAUGUCUGGGCCUGUCUCUGGACGUUGUUCGUCAGCAUCAUCUUCGUCCUCCCCACUGGACGUCCUGUGUCUGCCAGCACCAUGAACUACGCCUGUGUAUUCCUGAUGGCUGUUCUGUUUGCUGCCUUGUUUUACUGGGUUAUCCGCGGUCGCAAGGUCUACACUGGACCCGUUACCGAGGCUGUGGCAGAUGAUCUCUCGGAAAGCGAACAGAUCGUCGCUGAGAAGACUGACAAAGGUGUCUCCGUAUAA
This is a messenger RNA of Penicillium lagena, 1656 nucleotides long. RefSeq lists its product as uncharacterized. The coding region runs from base 1 to 1656 and encodes 551 amino acids. Gene Ontology annotation, cellular component: membrane. Gene Ontology annotation, molecular function: transmembrane transporter activity. The transcript has 5 exons. The record is from RefSeq and is a predicted model, not a curated record. Lineage: Eukaryota; Fungi; Ascomycota; Eurotiomycetes; Eurotiales; Aspergillaceae. Gene Ontology annotation, biological process: transmembrane transport; amino acid transport.